Malania oleifera is the source of this 1038-nucleotide messenger RNA. RefSeq lists its product as uncharacterized. The coding region runs from base 1 to 897 and encodes 298 amino acids. The transcript has 5 exons. The record is from RefSeq and is a predicted model, not a curated record. Lineage: Eukaryota; Viridiplantae; Streptophyta; Magnoliopsida; Santalales; Ximeniaceae.
AUGACAGAGCAGGCAUCCUCCGCUCAUGCUAGACUUGACUCACUUUAUAAUAAGUUCUCCGAGUUGCAGUUCGAUGUGCGGGCUAACUUUCAUAUUCUCGGUGAGCGGUUGAGAGAGUUAAAUGACGAGGAUAUUGGGGAGGAUCAGAUGGAGACGAGUGGGGAGGAGGAGGAUGAUCUCGAUGAUGGGGAGACCUAUCUCGAAAUUAAAACCCUCGCGGUCCCCAAAAUCUCCCUCGCUCCUUUCCAUCCAAUCCUCCUCCUUUGCCUUCUUUCCCCAAUCUGCCUGUAUGCAAGGUCCAUCUCGUCAUCUCCCUUCCUCUUCCAGCCCUGCUUCCUCCUGAUCACCAUCCUCUUCCUCCUCCACGUCUCUGUCAAAAAUCGGGCCCCCCGGCAGCGCGUGCCCCGUCGUCGGCGUCCUCGCCGCCUCCCUCCCCGUCCUUUGCUCCAGAUCCUCUCCGUCUAUUUCUCCAACAUUGUCCCCGCGGAGGCCACGCCCUUCUCGAAUAGUGUCUGGUGGGCUACGUGCGGCGACGCCCUUUCCUUCGUCCUCCUCGUCAACAUCUCUCUCUCUCACACAUCUGCCAUUGCAGAUGGAAGCAUGACCAGUUCCUCCGCUACCUCUCGCAAGGCCAUUACAGCACUUAAGAAAGGUGCAUAUUUGCUGAAGUAUGGACGCAGGGGGAAGCCCAAGUUCUGCUCAUUUCGACUUUCUAAUAUGGGUGAGAAUGGCUAUGGAUCAAUGUCCUCGUAUUUGUCAAAGUUGUAUGGAGGCUACCCUCCACCUUCGACUCUUGACAUGUUGGUGUCAGCAAGGGUAGUGGGCAAAGGAAUUUGUGUAUGCCCUUCUCUUGUUUUUUCUACUAUUCAUGUUGAAAAAUCUCUGUUGAAAUUGUAGAUUGCUAUAUUGUAGUGUUCUCAAACAAUGGUGUAUCAUAUUUCAGAGUGUCUAUCAGUUUGCAAUCCCUAUGGUCUAUGCCUAAGACCAUUAGAUUGUACUCAGAGACUACAAAGAAAUGCUUUAGAAGUUGGAGUCAAA